Ectocarpus sp. CCAP 1310/34 is the source of this 463-nucleotide messenger RNA. NCBI's taxonomy places the organism in Eukaryota, Phaeophyceae, Ectocarpales, Ectocarpaceae. The record is from the annotation of a GenBank genome assembly.
AUGUCCGCACGUUCGCCCGUGUGCACGACAAGGGAGGGACGUGUACAGGCCGGUCGCGAUGCACCGAAACCUGGAUGGGACGGAAGAAGGCACUACGUACCGGGCGCACGCCGACGGCACCGGUCGAGAGAGAAUAGGGGAGGAUGGAACGGCGGCAGUGCUUGGAAAAAGGAUCACACACGGCACUACCAACGUCUGGUGCUGCCACUCGUGUGGCGAAGCACGUGAGGGGUGUGGCAGUGUCCGACGUCGGUCGCUGUGCCCCUCUGACGGAUCCCAUGGUUGUUGGCGAAACCGACGACGAUGGCGAAUGGCACGCCCCUCACCCUUCAAUAAGCGAGCUGGAGAGGACGGGGCGGCCGACGACAAGCGGCUGGUUGGUAUGCAGCCGGCACAAACUCGCUCGGGGCGCAGGAUCACGUGGCCACUGGCACAUUUUUCGGGGAGCAUCGCCGCCCCUGCU